AUGAUUGCUUAUACAUAUGCUGCCAGCGAGAAGCAGCUGACCAAGUCCAGUGCACCCAGAGUCAAAGCCAAGAUCAUUGCUGAAGGUGCCAACGGACCGACAACUCCAGAAGCUGAUAAGAUUUUCCUAGAGAGGAACGUCAUGGUUAUUCCAGAUCUCUACUUGAAUGCUGGAGGAGUGACAGUAUCUUACUUUGAGUGGCUGAAGAAUCUAAAUCAUGUCAGCUGUGGCCGUUUGACCUUCAAAUAUGAAAGGUAUUCUAACUACCACUUGCUCAUGUCUGUUCAAGAGAGUUUGGAAAGGAAAUUUGGAAAGCAUGGUGGAACUGUUCCCAUUGUACCCACAGCAGAGUUCCAAGACAGGAUAUCGGGUGCCUCUGAGAAAGACGUCGUGCACUCUGGCUUAGUUUACUCCAUGGAGCGCUCUGCCAGGCAAAUCAUGUGCACAGCCAUGAGGUAUAACCUAGGAUUGGACUCAAGAACAGCUGCCUAUGUCAACACCAUCGAGAAAGUCUUCAAGGUGUACAAUGAAGCUGGUGUGACCUUCACAUAGACCGGACCAGACUGUGGCUGACUUCUUCACUACCCUCUUCACCUCUUCAUCUGCAGACCUAUCACAAGUUUACAUGUAACCACAGAAAUCUCU
Molecule: messenger RNA, 645 nt
Organism: Mesoplodon densirostris (Blainville's beaked whale)
Lineage: Eukaryota; Metazoa; Chordata; Mammalia; Artiodactyla; Ziphiidae
Product: glutamate dehydrogenase 1, mitochondrial-like
Exons: 1
Coding region: 1-552 (183 amino acids)
Biological process (GO): L-glutamate catabolic process
Cellular component (GO): mitochondrion
Molecular function (GO): L-glutamate dehydrogenase (NAD+) activity
Source: RefSeq, a predicted model, not a curated record